AUGGCGUCCGCAGAUGCGCUGCAGCUGCUGCGAUCCUCGAUUGCGGUCUCCAAGCCCCCGGUGCUCACGAAAACAUCAGAUCCUGCCAACGCCGAAACAGCGCAAACCGAUUCCCUGGUCGAGGCGACACAUCUCUACUUCACACAUCCUGUCCCACAAUGUCUCCCUCUAGAUACGAAGACGCGGUUUACAUCGCAGAAUCCAGACACUACGCAAGUUGACCUACGCAGCAUCUUCUUCGCCUGGCAACAGAAGGAUGUCCCCGUGCCCGAGUACAUUGCCCGCGCCGCGGAGCUCGACAAGGAAUUGCCUGAGGGCCACAAAGUGCGAAAUCUCAUCUUUGUCGAGCGUCUGGACUUGAUCACUUGGCUUGAAGGCGCGUCGGAAGAGUCUGAAUAUAUCAAGCCGCUUGAGGGUGCCACUGCUCUGGGAGAUGCGGUCAACAGGGCUGCGGAUGUCGCUGGCGGUGCGGCCGUCCCUACAGUCAGUGGCUCGGGAGUCGGCGUUACACAAUCUGCUGGUGGAAGGCCUGUUAAGGUGAUCGAUGCCCGGCUGCAGGCAAUUUACAAUGGUGAACGAAGGAUGGGCGACCACAAUACCGUGUUACGAGGGAUCAAGCCUACGGACUUUUCACAUGUCCGCAAACACGCAGAAACCUUCCUCGGACGACGAAAAGGCGUCCCUUCAUCCGGACGCCCAGGUGGCCUCCCGGCAAAAUCAGCUCAACUUGCCGCUCGACCUGCCGCAAACUCAUCCAAACCUCUCGCCUCAGCCGUGUCCUCGAAACGGUCCGAUCCAAUCAUUCUCUUGUCUCCGUCAGCAUCAUCCUUGCUUCGCAUGUCCAACAUCAAAACUUUUCUGGACACUGGCCUGUACGUCCCGCCUGAUCAUCCCACUCUGUCCACGCAAACUACAGCCAACCUCCUGCACAUUACUCGUACAAUGCAUUCUCUGAGUGAGAAACCGUACCGCUUCAUCCUGGUCGAUUCCCCCGAACACUUCAAGCCAGAUUACUGGUCCCGGGUCGUUGCUGUCUUCACGACCGGCCAGAUUUGGCAGUUUCGAGGCUACAAAUGGCGAGAGCCGCAGGAGUUGUUUGGCCACGUCCUCGGUAUUUAUGUCGGGGAGAAAGGACUUCCCAUCCCGGCCGAGGUCAAAGGGUGGGGAUCUAGCGUCAAGACCUUUGCUGUUGAGAGGUGGGACGAACGAGCGCACGGGCAAAAUGUCGAGCAAGAGACAAGGAUGUCCAGACGGUGGAGAGAUAGGGAGACUGUCGAGGAGGUGUGGAGGUCUAUCGAGGGGCACAUGAGAGGCAGGGGAGAGUGGAAGCGGUGA
Fonsecaea erecta is the source of this 1335-nucleotide messenger RNA. RefSeq lists its product as hypothetical. NCBI's taxonomy places the organism in Eukaryota, Fungi, Ascomycota, Eurotiomycetes, Chaetothyriales, Herpotrichiellaceae. Gene Ontology annotation, cellular component: Cdc73/Paf1 complex. The coding region runs from base 1 to 1335 and encodes 444 amino acids. Gene Ontology annotation, molecular function: RNA polymerase II complex binding. Gene Ontology annotation, biological process: positive regulation of transcription elongation by RNA polymerase II; transcription elongation by RNA polymerase II. The record is from RefSeq and is a predicted model, not a curated record. The transcript is spliced from 2 exons.